This is a messenger RNA of Marasmius oreades (fairy-ring Marasmius), 1806 nucleotides long. RefSeq lists its product as uncharacterized. Bases 40 to 1338 code for a protein of 432 amino acids. Gene Ontology annotation, molecular function: protein binding. The transcript has 9 exons. Gene Ontology annotation, cellular component: Cul4-RING E3 ubiquitin ligase complex; cytoplasm. Lineage: Eukaryota; Fungi; Basidiomycota; Agaricomycetes; Agaricales; Marasmiaceae. Gene Ontology annotation, biological process: negative regulation of fatty acid biosynthetic process. The record is from RefSeq and is a predicted model, not a curated record.
AUCAAUAUCUUACUCCGACGAUCCCAAUGACCUGAGAAGAUGUCCUCUAUGUACUCAUAUCCUAUCAACCGCGGCAUACCUUCAUGGUUUACCACCUUGCAACACCAUAAACAAGUACUGUCUGGUAUCUUUCGAAGCAACAUCCUCGACCGGGUGAACGUUUUAGGAGACAAUCGCGAGCUCGGACAUACAGGUUGUGUCAAUGCCUUGCACUGGGCUCAAAAUGGGGAGCUGCUCUUGAGUGCAGGCGAUGAUAGAACGGUACAAGUUUGGCGGAUGGACUCAAUCACUGCCCAAGAAUUCCCUGCUACGUGCAAUGAUUAUCCUUUCGUGUGUCGGACUAUCAUUAAUACAGGGCAUCGAGCGAAUAUAUUCAACGCACAUAUGCUUCCAUACUCGUCUAGAAUAGUAACCGUUGCAGGCGAUAAUCAAGUUCGUGUAUUCGACGUGGGGCAUGACCAUGGCUCUAUGUCCUUUAGAAGGGACAGAAGGAAAGAAUAUCAUACGGAACACGCUCAAACCCAUACUUUCCGUUGCCAUACGGAUCGAGUGAAGAGAAUAGUGACGGAAAAUAGCCCUGAUCUAUUCCUGACGGUUUCAGAGGACGGCACAGUUCGUCAACACGAUCUACGGACACCUCAUUCGUGUCGUUCUGGAUCUUGUUCUCCUCCAAUAUUAAACGUAGAGCAUGAACUGUCCACGCUGGCCCUUUCUCCCCUCACUCCCUACCAGCUAGUCGUGGCAGGUUCGUCGCCCUAUGGUUACCUUUUCGACCGUCGUUAUACUGGUCGGAUUCUCCAGGAAGAAUGGGGUUUGCGACCAAACGGUGUCACGACUUGUGUCAGGCGAUUUGGACGACCGGAGGGAAGUAGGCGCCAGGUCAUGCACCGUGAACACAUAACUGGUGCUAGAAUGGCAUCAGAAAAUGGACAUGAGGUGCUUUUAUCGUAUUCAGGAGACGCCAUUUAUCUCUACUCAACCCUUGACGACCCCGAGCCCCCGAGACCUUCCACAUCCAUGCUGAAAGCCAAGUCUAAACGCCGUAAGAUCUCUCCAUUUUCUGCGGGACAGGACGAGGAUAGCUCAAGGGGAUCAGAUGUUGAAUCCGAGCUUGAGAUGGAUGACGAUGGUAGUAAAGCAGGCUCUGAUAGUCCAUCCUUAGAGACAGAAGAAGACCAUGAAGUGGAAGAUGACGAGGAUGACGAUGAAGAAGAUGACAACGCCUUUAAUCCUUGGGUUCCUGUGAUCAUGCCUCAAAAGCGCUACGCUGGAACCAGAAACACGGACACGGUCAAGGACGGUGAGGUUCUUUUGUGCAUGACCCGCUACCAUGCGUAGUGAAAAUUUCCCUCAGUCAAUUUUCUCGGCCCUCAAGACGAAUAUGUGACUUCAGGGUCCGAUGACGGCAAUUUCUUCAUCUGGCGUAAAUCGUCUGGUGAUCUUCACGGGAUAUACGAAGGAGACGGUAGUGUCGUCAAUGUCAUCGAACCCCACCCAAAGCUUCCACUGGUAGCAGUGAGUGGUAUCGACCAUACUGUCAAGCUUUUCGCUCCAACACGGGGUGAAAGUCGAUUUUCUAGAAUGCAGGAUGCUGAGAAUAUAAUAAAAAAUAAUCAACAGCAAAACACGAGAGCUUUCCGAACGAUCCCUCGGGUUGACUUUAUCCACCUGUUGAUGUCAAUACAGGCAGCCUCACGAGGAGAGGGCUCGGACGACGAUAGUUCUGUGAAUGAGUGUAUUAACCAGUGAUAUCCUUUGUACUUAUGUAAUGUUAUUCUUGUAAAAUUAGAUGUUCAAGUACAGGUA